UUUCCCGCUUCAUCCGAUCUCAGCUCCUUGUUUUCGUCAAUAUAAUGGGGCGGGGUGGUAUUUUGAUUUGGUUUUUGGUUCUAGCCGUCGCUAUUCUGAUCGCAUCUUAUAUAAAACCGUUUGACCAUAGUAAGUAAACCGGUGUCGUGAUGCGAACAAUUCUUCAAACCGUUUUCUUGCAAAGUUUUCUAACUGUAACUAGCCGUUCUCGUGUUGCUGCUUCUGGUUUAUGUGUCAAAAAUAGCAGCGUUGUCUGUAAACGCUUUUCUAGAUGGUUUACGUCGGAAAAAUUGGUAAACAUAGACGUGAAAAGGCUGAAGGAGAUGAUGAAAUCAAACGACCUUAAAUUGAUAGAUGUCCGAGAACCAGACGAGUUGGAGGAAGCCGGGAAGAUCCCUUUUGCUGUUAAUAUUCCACUCGGUGAAGUCGAGGAUGCCUUCAAAUUAGACGAGGAAAGCUUUUUAGAGAAGUACAAGAUCCACAAACCGAAUGUGGCGGACAAAAAUGUAGUUUUCAGUUGUAGAAGUGGUGUCAGAAGUAUGCGCGCUCUCAAAAUCGUUCAGAGUUUGGGUUAUGAAAAUCCUCUCAAUCUUGUUGGCGGAUACAAUGCAUGGUCUAAAGAAAAUGCAGAAGAAUAGGAUGUUAUUUGCUACAGUACUUCUCUUUACUAAAUAUGUAACAAUGUACAACAAUAAGAUCGUAAUGUAUAUUUAUUUACAGUCAAAACAACUUGUAUUUUCAAGACGUUCUCUAAUCUGCAACAUACCAUCCUAUUGUUUUUGCAUAUAUUUUGUUUUUAGCUUAUCACAAAUGAAUCUUUUUUGGAUAGUUUUGAUAUAUGGGUGUAUGUUGUUAAAACUUGCUCUCAGGUAACAACAUUUGACGUAGCUUUUACACUGGGAUGUGUCGUUAUUUUUACAAAAUUUUCUCAGAAACAAUUGUAAAUUUGACAUCCAAAGAUUGAUUUUGUUUCACUUAAUCUGUUUCUUUGAAUAAAUUUUUAAAACGUUUUCAAGUUAA
Molecule: messenger RNA, 1020 nt
Organism: Schistosoma margrebowiei
Lineage: Eukaryota; Metazoa; Platyhelminthes; Trematoda; Strigeidida; Schistosomatidae
Source: the annotation of a GenBank genome assembly